AUGAGAUAUGCCAGGAAGGACAUCAAGGAGAUUAAGAGCCGCACCAAAAUAUUGAAAUGGCUGUGGCGAUUCUUUGGCGACACUAUGGAAAAGGUUUCCGAGAUCAAAGAGUUCUCAGUUGACCUAAAACGGUACCGCGAGAUUGACAGGGCCCUGUGGGAGCAAUCUUGGGAAGUUAGUGACAAGAUAGAGUCAAUUCUCGGCGUACUGCAGCCCAUAUUGGAGAAGGGAUAUGUAUCAGGUUGGACAGAGCUUCGUGUCCGCCUCGAAUGGCUCUUUCGGAACAGAGAGGAGCUGCGUCUUCUUCAUGUUGACAUGGACCUUCUUACACGAUACAUGGAUAUCUUCAGUAACUUGGUGCAAAUGCGAAUCGCAGUUCAACAGUAUACCCUCACUAAAUCGGCUGCAACCAAGAUCCAAAUAGAUGGACUGGAGGACAAGAUUGACAUGGCCCUCGAAGGGGUCCGUCAAGUGCAAAGGGACCAGGAAUCCCGGCUUCCAGCGAGCGAGGGUUGGCAGAAGCAAGUGCGGCACGAAGUGAAAAAGGCUAUGAUCUGGGAAGCUUCCCAGAUCAAGAAGGCCGUGGCUGGCAAUGGCACGAGCUCUGGGUCAUCGUCUGGCCUAUCGCCGCCAGUACCAUCGCCAUCCACUCCCCCAACCACCCCUUCAUCUCAGUCCCAAAGCCCAAUCAGAGCCAUAAGCAUCAUUGAACAGUCCUCUAGACCGGCCAGUCCUCUGUCAGAGCGCACACGGCAAAGGAACAAUCGGCCUGGUGCAGUACAUGCUGGUUACUCUCUAGAUUCCGAAGUCUCUUAUGUUAGUAGUCACCAGGGCUUCACCACGAAUUCAGGCGUCGGACUUCAUCCGCCCUGCCCUGCUGCCGAUGGAGAAGAUGAGGAAGCAGAAAGCGAAGGUGAAGGCCAGGGAAUAUACAUGCCAACAGCCUUGUUUGGCCCGCCCAGACCGCGACGCCGCGUACGCCCUGCACGAGUAUCAACUACUGGCCUCAACCAUGACCACCGAAUCUCGUCAAUAUCUCCAGUCAGCAAGUCCCAGGAGGAAGGUCGACCUAGGUCCCGUGAUACCAGUACAUCAUCACAACGCAGAGCUACCAGGCGCAAGUGA
Molecule: messenger RNA, 1125 nt
Organism: Aspergillus puulaauensis
Lineage: Eukaryota; Fungi; Ascomycota; Eurotiomycetes; Eurotiales; Aspergillaceae
Exons: 2
Coding region: 1-1125 (374 amino acids)
Source: RefSeq, a predicted model, not a curated record